AUGGCGCCUCGUCUUCGUGUGCUUGCAGGAUCUUCGCCCGAAACGAUGGUACCAAUCACGUCUCUUGUGAACACCUCCAAACCACAUACUAUCUCGUCAGACUUAUUCGAAGGUCAGAUCGUAGCCCACAUCAAGGGGUUCACGGACGAGCGUGGCGUAGUCCGCGAGUCAGAAUACUUUGGGCGGGAAGAUCGACGAGGAGUGACAUGGAGUAUUCAAGUUCAAGGGCGAUUUCUGGAAUAUUAUACCGCGGACGACAUCCUCUUUGGAAACACCUUUGAUCGAUCUUUGACACUUCCGUGGGGUGCAAGUGCCGUUUUGAAGUUCAUGCACUAUAUCGAUCCGACACUGGAACAUGACCUGCAGUCACCCACGAAGCCAUGGGCGUUGUCGCCACUGAUCACAACAAUGCCUCAUUUUACGCACACGCGGGUUUCUCCCUCCGAACGGCCAUCUAGAGCUCUCUCCCCGUCUCCUCCCACAACGGCUCGGCCCUGGACGAAACACACUGAUCCUCCUCCAUUCCCUUCUCUCUACUCGUUGGAAGAUUCAACAUCGCAGCUUCAUCUGGCGCUCAUCGACAGUUCUUCCUCAGAUUCCUCAAGUUCAUCUGCAUCCUCCUUUUCCUCUCACCGAUCGAGUCGGAGCAAUCGAUCAGGGACGGGUAAGCGAAGUGGGACAGAAAAACUCAAACAGGCAGUUCAGAAAGUUGCUCAGCGUAAACCUAAACACAGAAGGGAUCCCUUGAAAUUUGAAAACGCGUCUCAGCGCCGUUCAUAUUUUAGUGAUCCCACGAAUCGCCAGGCCGUUCAGUUUGGGCCCCGUGAUCUGAUCACGACAGAUUUCUGUUAUGGGUUUUUGAACUUCAGUCCAUCCCUUUCGCUUCAACUACCCGGAGGAUUAUCGUUCGAUUUAAUGCGAUACUGGAACGGACAGCCUGUUAGGUUUGUGUGCUGUGAGCGAAAACAGACGUUUGGGGGGAGAGAUGAAGAGCCGUGGGGAAGGAUAUUUUGGUGUGUUACUAUUGAACUGGCGGACGACGAAGAGGAUGCGGACAACGAGGAGGAUGUAAAUGAUGAUGUGGAUUGA
This is a messenger RNA of Laccaria bicolor S238N-H82, 1089 nucleotides long. RefSeq lists its product as uncharacterized. The record is from RefSeq and is a predicted model, not a curated record. NCBI's taxonomy places the organism in Eukaryota, Fungi, Basidiomycota, Agaricomycetes, Agaricales, Hydnangiaceae. The transcript is spliced from 5 exons. The coding region runs from base 1 to 1089 and encodes 362 amino acids.